Messenger RNA from Tarenaya hassleriana, 1501 nucleotides. RefSeq names its product heat stress transcription factor A-6b. Gene Ontology annotation, cellular component: nucleus. Bases 273 to 1175 code for a protein of 300 amino acids. The transcript is spliced from 3 exons. Gene Ontology annotation, molecular function: DNA-binding transcription factor activity; RNA polymerase II cis-regulatory region sequence-specific DNA binding. Gene Ontology annotation, biological process: regulation of transcription by RNA polymerase II. Lineage: Eukaryota; Viridiplantae; Streptophyta; Magnoliopsida; Brassicales; Cleomaceae. The record is from RefSeq and is a predicted model, not a curated record.
GCAUGUUGCUAUUUAUAAAUUAUUAUAAACUAAUCUUCUCUCACGUCUCAUCUCUCUCUCUCUAUGGUGUUGUUCUUCAUGUGAACUUUGAUCCCUAAAGUUUCCACAUUUGGAAACUUUGAAAGAAUCCAUCUGUAAUUUCGUUUGUCCAUGAUCUUCAGCUUUUGUUCUUUUCUUCUUCUUUUUUUACUGUGAAAACCCAGGUUUGCACAUUUGUCAAAAAUUAUCAGAUUCCUCAUAUUUUACUUGAGUUUUCUUCUUGAUAGGCUUCAAUGGGAGAUAACCUUCCGGCUCCAAUGGAGGGUAUCCAUGAAACAGGACCACCACCUUUCCUGACAAAGACUUACAACAUAGUCGAAGAUUCGAGCACGGACCAGAUCGUGUCAUGGAGCAGAGGCAACAACAGCUUCAUCGUCUGGGAUCCCGAGACUUUUGCCUUAACUCUUCUUCCCCGAUACUUCAAGCACAGCAAUUUCUCUAGCUUUGUUCGACAACUCAAUACCUAUGGAUUUAGGAAGGUUGAUCCAGACAGAUGGGAGUUUGCAAAUGAAGGGUUUCUAAGAGGACAAAGGCACCUCCUCAAAAACAUCAGGAGAAGAAAGGCAUCGUCUCAACCUCACACCCAAUUCCAAUCUCUGGAUUCGAACAACAAUAUCGAAGUCGGAAGAUUCGGUCUCGACGGAGAAAUCGAUCGUCUGAGGAGAGACAAAAGGGUUCUGUUCGUGGAACUGGUGAAACUGAGACAACAGCAACAGAACAUCAAAACCAGUGUUGAGUUGAUGGAAGAGAAGCUUAAAAAGACAGAGAUGAAACAACAGAGGAUGAUAAACUUCCUGGCGAGAGCGAUGAAGAGCCCUGGUUUCCUACAAAACCUUAUGAUUCGCGAGGGAGAGAUCGACAAGAAGAGAAGACGGCGUAUAGAUCAAGGGCAAGGGAAAGAUCUGAACAAUGUAGCCGAUGAAGAAGGCGAUGCCAUAGCCACGUUCGUUAAGGUUGAGCCUGAGGAGUAUGGCGACAUUGCCGAGUUUGGAUUGUGCAGCCAGUUCGAGGGAGAUGCAAUGAUGGAAGAUCAAAGGCAGGAACUUGGAAUGGAGAUGGAUCAUAUAGAUGGGCUUUGGGACGAUUUGUUGUUGAGUGAUGAGAUCCAGAAAGAAGAGGUGUACAGUUUGGUUUAGGAUAAUUUUCUGAUAUUCAAAAUCAUGUUUGCCGGUUAUAAGAAAACAAAGAAGAAAUUCAAAUAGAAUAACAAACCGGUCCAAUGAUAAACCAAAUCGAUUAAACCGGAUUUAACAAUAGUUAACCGGCCACAUAGAUUCUCGUAAGAGUCUAUAAAUUUACUGUUUCAGUUUUUUUUGUGUGUUUUUAUUCAUUUUGCAUCAUGAGAAGAAUGGAUGAAUAAAUUUGGGCCGAACUAAAAGCCCAAAUAUACAUUAAGUUUGAUAUUGGGCCUGGGUUUGGGCUUAUGAACAUACAAUUAAUGAGCUGAAGUCACCGACGGGAU